AUGGUGAUUCUGCCCUCUUCGUUUGUGAACAGGCCCCGAUACUUACACGAGUAUACUCAAGACGCAUUUGCCUAUGUGCGUACGUAUGGUCGACCUGAUUUAUUUGUAACCUUUACCUGCAAUCCAUCUUGGUCUGAAAUAGUUGACGAAUUAAUGCCAGGUCAAAGCGCCAACGAUAUGCACGAUGUCAUUGCCAGAGUGUUUAGGUUAAAAGUUAAAAAGCUUAUGACUGUAAUAACUAAAGAAAAGGUUCUUGGAGAAGUGCAAUGCUUUAUGUAUUCCAUUGAGUGGCAGAAGCGAGGACUCCCACAUGCCCACAUUUUGCUUUGGUUAAAAGAUAAAUUGCGACCUGACCAAAUCGAUAAAAUUAUAAGCGCUGAAAUACCAGAUCCUAACAAUGACAAGGCACUUCAUGAUAUUGUUAUGAAAAACAUGAUCCAUGGUCCAUGUGGGGCUGAAAACCCUCAGUGUCCGUGCAUGAAAGACCGUAAAUGCACAAAAAAAUUUCCUCGCAACCUACUGAAAGAGACUCUCCAUAAUGAGAACGGCUACCCGAUGUAUCGUAGAAGAGCACCAGAAGACGGAGGCCGGACGGCAUCUGUUAAACUCCGAAAUGAGGCUUGCGGUUCCGUACGUGCAAUCGAAUACAUCUGCAAAUAUAUUAAUAAAGGCAGCGAUCAAGCUAUUUUUAAUUUCAAAAGCUCAGAGUCCUCAAACCCAGUGGACGAAGUACAAACGUUUCAGUUUAGUUGCUAUGUCAGCAGCAACGAAGCUGUAUGGUGCCUGUUAGGGUUUCCUUUGCAUAAAAGGCAUCCUACUGUUACGCACCUCAGUGUGCAUCUAGAGAAUGGUGAACGAAUUUAUUUUAAUAAAAAUAAUUUUCACCAGCGAGUGACAACACCACCAAAAACCACUUUGACCGCCUUUUUUGACCUUUGCAGAUCAGAUGAAUUUGCAAAAACACUUUUGUACGUUCAGGUACCUCGGUAUUACACGUGGGAUGAAGGUAGAAAAUGUUGGAAACGCCGAAUUCAAGGAACUGCUGUUCUGGAUUGGCCUGGCGUUAAAUCUGGAGAUGCAUUAGGACGGGUCUAUACUGUCCACGUUAGCAACAUUGAAUGCUUUUGUUUGAGACUACUGCUACACCACGUGCGUGGGCCAACUUCGUUCAAUGAUCUCAAGAACUACAAUAGUCAAACGUUUGUUACCUUCCGAGAAGCCUGUGAAACUAGAGGAUUGUUAGAGAAUGAUAAUCAUUGGGACUCGACAUUAGAAGAGGCUGCACAAUGUAGAUCAGCAGCUAAGGUGAGAGAUCUUUUUGCCAUUCUCAUAGCGACGUGUGGUCUUCCAAAUCCUCAGAUAUUUUGGGAAAAGUACCAAAAUGAUAUGUCUGACGAUAUUUUGCACAGACUACAACAAAAUAAUCCCAAUGUCACAUAUAAUGAUUUAGUAUAUAACGAGGCGCUAACUAAGAUUGAAGACCAAGUGAUGGCUAUACCUGGGAAGACAUUAUCAGAUUUUGGAAUGAACCGGCCACAAAGAAUCGGAGAAGUCAGUAGUGAUUUAAUAAGAGAACUGGACUACGAUGUCUUUUCUUUACAGCAACAAAUAUCAGAGUCAGUUCCUCGAUUAAACACGGAACAAAAAUUAGUCUUUGAUAUUGUUGUGCAAAGAAUCGAUAAUGGUGAGGGUGGAUUGUUUUUCUUAGAUGCGCUAGGAGGCACUGGAAAAACUUUUCUAUUAAAUUUACUUUUAGCCCGAAUUCGCCAAGACAAAGGAAUAGCUGUUGCUUUAGCUUCCUCUGGAAUUGCAGCGACGCUGCUCGAUGGAGGCCGCACGGCACAUUUAGUACUUAAACUCCCAUUAAAUUUACAUCAUGAGGAAAUUCCAGUUUGUAACAUCACAAAAAACAGCGAUCGUGGCCGAAUGCUACAGCAAUGCAAGCUGUUGCUGUGGGAUGAGUGCACAAUGUCGCAUAAAGAAGCGAUCGAGGCGCUCAAUCGGACUCUGAAAGAUAUCAGAAGUAACCCGAGUUUAAUGGGUGGGAUGGUAGUGCUACUUGCUGGUGAUUUUCGACAGACACUACCUGUCAUUACUAGAGGCACUCCAGCAGAUGAGAUAAAUGCAUGUUUGAAAGCGUCUACAUUAUGGGUGCAUGUAAAAAAAUUUUGUUUCACUAAAAACAUGCGAGUACAACUACAUAAUAAUACGCAAUCGGGGAAUAUGCAGCAGCUCUAUUUAAAAUCGGUGAAGGUCGAAUGA
Molecule: messenger RNA, 2262 nt
Organism: Microplitis demolitor
Lineage: Eukaryota; Metazoa; Arthropoda; Insecta; Hymenoptera; Braconidae
Exons: 2
Coding region: 1-2262 (753 amino acids)
Biological process (GO): telomere maintenance; DNA repair
Molecular function (GO): DNA helicase activity
Source: RefSeq, a predicted model, not a curated record